Messenger RNA from Peronospora matthiolae, 282 nucleotides. Lineage: Eukaryota; Oomycota; Peronosporomycetes; Peronosporales; Peronosporaceae. The record is from the annotation of a GenBank genome assembly.
AUGGGAAUUUCUACGGCGCCGGACGAAUAUCAAGCGUGCAUGGAAAAGACAUUUGGUGACCUGGAUUUUGUCGUCGUUUAUCUGGACGAUAUUCUCGUUUAUUCUAGUAGCGAGAAGACUCACCUCAAGCACCUGGGUAUCGUGUUUAAGCGUCUGAAGAAGUAUGAUGUUACGCUUAACGGCAAGAAGUGCCACAUUUUACGCGAGUCUGUUGACUAUCUUGGCUUUACUCUUACAUCCGAGGGGAUUCAGCCCCAGCAGACGAAGAUUCAAGAAAUCUAA